UGAGUGCAGUUUGAUCUGUUUUCUUUUUUUUUUCUUACAUAAUUAAGGAUAUGGAGGAACAAGAGAAGGAUGUGGAAUUUCUACGCGGCCUCUUGACCCGCAAAAUGGAAACUGGCGAAGAUGUUGUCCUUCAAUCCGAUCGAGCAGCUGUUCUGCGUAAUGUAGAUUGCCCAAAGGCUCAAAUUCAUUUCAUUAUUUUGCCCAAGCAGGAUAUUGCGCAUGUGACUGCGCUAACGCCCAAACACUUGCCUCUGCUAGAUCAUAUGAUGGAGCUGGCCAAUCAGAUAAUUGAGAAAGAAGAAUUGCCUUCGAGCAAUUUUCGGGUUGGCUUCAAGAUAAAUGCAUUUAUGAGUCGUUUAAAUAUGCACGUGAUUUCCGAUGAUUUCUGUUCGGAGUACAUGCGGCGCAUUAACCAGUGGAAUACCUUCAACAGUGACUUAUUCAUCACUUAUCAGGCCGUAUACGCCCUGCUGCUGACCAAAGGCUACAUUGAGCCCUUGUCCGCCGAUGUGAUUGAGAAAUUGCGGAGGGCGACCCCAGUGCAUUGCAAUCAAUGCACUUUUAUCACUGGCAAUUUUGAGAAGUUUAAGGCGCAUUUGGAUUACCAUUGGAGCAAACGAGAAGGGGAGCGAGAGCGUCUUCUCAGAAUGGGCGUGUCAAAUUUGACGCCAUCGUUGGGCGAAUUGCAUUUGAAUGGCACUCGCAGCAACUUUUGCGGAGCUGCUCAACCGAAGCAAUUUCCAUUUACCUUGCAUUCGAAUGUGAAAGCGCUGCCUCUACGCCAUCAGCCAGGAAUACUUGGUUCUUAUCCCCCAAGAUCCCUCAAUAUGAAUUAUCAGAAAUCUAACCACAGCCCAUCGAGCCACAAACACCCAGAUUAUAAGCCAAUUAAGCAGGUUGUAAAAGAAUCUCAGAAAACAAAUGCAAAUCAGGCUGGUGACCCUCCAUCAAAUGCUAAUGCCAAACAAACUGUGGAUCAGGCUCAAGAUCAGCCAGUCAAAACAAAGCCAUUUGUCAACAAAAAGAAAUAGUAUAACAAAAACAAAAAGCCCGCCUUGCUAAAGUACCAGGAAUCCUGUGGAAAUGGCAAAACAUCUGCUGAUGGCUAAAACUAUUUUAAUUAAAAACUUAUAUACAUAUACAUAUAUAUUUA
Drosophila grimshawi is the source of this 1153-nucleotide messenger RNA. RefSeq names its product aprataxin-like protein. The record is from RefSeq and is a predicted model, not a curated record. Gene Ontology annotation, molecular function: DNA 5'-adenosine monophosphate hydrolase activity; mismatched DNA binding; double-stranded RNA binding. The transcript has 3 exons. Gene Ontology annotation, cellular component: nucleus. Gene Ontology annotation, biological process: double-strand break repair; single strand break repair. NCBI's taxonomy places the organism in Eukaryota, Metazoa, Arthropoda, Insecta, Diptera, Drosophilidae. Bases 51 to 1031 code for a protein of 326 amino acids.